Messenger RNA from Linum tenue, 850 nucleotides. Lineage: Eukaryota; Viridiplantae; Streptophyta; Magnoliopsida; Malpighiales; Linaceae. The record is from the annotation of a GenBank genome assembly.
AGCAAAACCGCGCUUCGCUAAUGGUUUCAUUCCCCCGCCUCUCCGACUAAAGCGACAAGCUCCACGACUGGCGGCGACGGCGAUUCCCUCCGAACUAAACUCUAGUUUUCUCAGUACUGCCCCGCAAGAUGAAGCUCGUUAGGUUUCUGAUGAAGCUGAACAACGAGACGGUGUCAAUCGAGCUCAAGAAUGGAACCGUAGUUCAUGGAACCAUCAUAGGGGUUGACAUUAGUAUGAACACCCACUUGAAGACGGUGAAAAUGACGCUCAAGGGGAAGAAUCCGGUAACCCUCGACCAUCUAAGCCUGAGAGGCAACAACAUUCGCUACUAUAUCCUGCCGGACAGCUUGAACCUGGAGACUUUGCUUGUGGAGGAGGCUCCCAAGAUUAAGCCCAAGAAGGCUGUUGCUGGGAGGGCAGUGGGACGUGGCCGAGGGAGGGGUCGUGGAAGAGGACGUGCACGUGGUCGUUAAAUUGUCUUUGACAUGGCUGCGCAUCAAGUUUUUCGGGAUCAGUUAGGGACUUGAGAGAAGUGAGAACUCUUUUGUAAGUUUUUAUUUGCGCUUGGAAAUUCGAAUUUGAAGUUGGUACUGAAUUUAGCUCUGAUGUGCGUUAUCUCUUGAGAUGUGGGUUGUUUAUAUACUUGCUGGUGUAAACGUGGUAGCUAGUAGUGUAAGUUUGGAGGAAGUGAUGAGAUGGUGUGAAAAUUGCAGCUUUCUAGAGCCUUCUAUUCUUGAUCUAUUGAUGCUGCUUUUUCAACUGAAAGACUGAUGCUCAUGUACCAUGUUUAAAGGGCUCAUUUUUCGAUGAAAUUUAUCAAGCAUUUGUGCUGCCUAUUUUCCAGAUCGAA